AUGGCGCAUGCGCGGGUCCCGCUGGGGCUGGCGAUCGCGCCCUCUGGUGGCGGUCCGAGCGCGUCGCACCCUUUGUUGUGGCGCUGGGGUCGCCGAGGCGACGACGGGGCUCCUGGGGUCCUUGCAGGUUGUCUGGCAGAGCUGGGGGCCACCGAGGCCCAGCGGACCAGCCUGUACCCACUGGUGGGCCGUUUCUUUGUGCAUACCUUGGAGCCUGCGACCUUCCUGAGCCUCCCAGAGCACGCUGUCCCAUCCACCAUCCCCGUCACCUACCAUGCCCACCUCCAAGGACACCCAGACCUGCCUCGGUGGCUCCGCUACACCCAGCGCAGCCCGCACCACCCUGGCUUUCUCUACGGCGUUGCUACUCCAGAGGAUCUGGGGCGUCAGGUCAUCGAGGUCACAGCCUACAACCGCAACACCUUCGACACCGCCCUGCAGAGGCUAACACUGCUAAUCCGGGACCCAGAAGGCCCCCCACUGCCCUACCAAGCUGAGUUGCUGGUACGCAGUCAUGAUGUGGAGGAGGUGCUGCCUUCGACACCUGCCAGCCACUUCCUGGCUGCCUUGGCAGGUCUCUGGCAGCCUGGGGAGCUCAAACUGAUCAAUGUCACUUCGGCUUUGGAUCGUGGGGGCCGUGUCCCCCUGCCCAUCGGAGGUCAAAAGGAAGGGGUGUACAUCAAGGUGGGCUCUGUCUCUCCCUUCUCCACCUGCCUGAAGAUGGUUGCGUCCCCUGACAGCCAUGCCCGCUGUGCCCGGGGCCAGCCUCCACUUCUCUCCUGCUACGACUCCUUGGCACCUCACUUUCGCAUUGACUGGUGCAAUGUGUCCCUGGUGGACAAGUCGGUGCCAGAGCCUGCAGAUGAGGUGCCCACCCCGGGCGAUGGGAUCCUGGAACAUGACCCGUUCUUCUGCCCGCCCACCGAGGCCACGGCCCGGGAUUUCCUGACCGACGCCUUGGUCACGCUGCUGGUGCCCCUGCUGGUGGCCCUGCUGCUCACACUGCUGCUGGCCUAUGUCAUGUGCUGCCGGCGGGAGGGGCGGCUGAAGAGAGACCUGGCCACCUCUGACAUCCAGAUGGUUCACCACUGCACCAUCCAUGAGAACACGGAGGAGCUGCGGCAGAUGGCGGCCCGCCGCGAGGUGCCCCGGCCGCUCUCCACCCUGCCCAUGUUCAAUGUGCGUACGGGCGAGCGGAUAGCCCCACGCGUGGACAGUGCCCAGGUGCCCCUCAUCCUGGACCAGCACUGAGAACCCAGACAG
Messenger RNA from Ochotona curzoniae (black-lipped pika), 1263 nucleotides. It is a transcript of the gene SGCA, whose product is annotated as sarcoglycan alpha. Lineage: Eukaryota; Metazoa; Chordata; Mammalia; Lagomorpha; Ochotonidae. The transcript is spliced from 9 exons. Gene Ontology annotation, molecular function: calcium ion binding. Gene Ontology annotation, cellular component: membrane; sarcoglycan complex. The record is from RefSeq and is a predicted model, not a curated record. The coding region runs from base 1 to 1251 and encodes 416 amino acids.